Molecule: messenger RNA, 3147 nt
Organism: Chanos chanos (milkfish)
Lineage: Eukaryota; Metazoa; Chordata; Actinopteri; Gonorynchiformes; Chanidae
Product: NACHT, LRR and PYD domains-containing protein 12-like
Exons: 10
Coding region: 1-3147 (1048 amino acids)
Molecular function (GO): protein binding
Source: RefSeq, a predicted model, not a curated record
AUGAUCCUCUGUUUUAGACCAAUCGAAGACUCCUCUCCUGGGCGGAGAGUCAAAGAAGAGACAAGUCAGCCUACCCAACACCUGAACUCCAUAUUUAAGGAUAUUGAGAAUGAAGUCAUCACUACAGUGAAGAAUCAGCUGAUGGGUUUCCAGAAGCUUCUGAAUGCAGAUUACCCAGAAUUCCCAAUGGGGGAGGUGAAGGAGGAAGAAGAGGAAGAUGAGAUUGCUAUUAGAGAACUGGCACUGAAGAUCACACUGUCCAAACUUAGGAAAAAGAAGCACACACACCUGGCUGACUUACUGCAGAAACAACUGGCCCCUGUAUCACAGCACAAAUUCAAAAAUAAAAUGGAACAGAAAUUCAAAACUAUAUCUGAAGAACUUUCAAAGCAAGGUAACCGAACACUUUUGAAUGAGAUCUACACAGAGCUCUACAUCACAGAGGGUGGAAGUGGAGAGGUCAAUAAUGAACAUGAGGUCAGACAGAUUGAGUCAGCAUCCAGGAGACCAGCAACAUCAGUGACACCAAUACAAUGUAAUGACAUCUUUAAACCCUUACCUGGACAAGACAAACCCAUCAGAACUGUGCUGACAAAGGGAGUUGCUGGCAUUGGAAAAACCGUCUCUGUGCAGAAGUUCAUUCUGGACUGGGCUGAAGGAAAAGCUAAUCAGGACAUCAACUUCAUAUUUCCACUUCCAUUCCGGGAACUGAAUUUGAUGACUGAGAAAACACUCAGUCUAAUGGACCUCGUUCUAUGUUUUUUUCCGGAAACAGAGGAACUGAAAGACACUGGCUAUGAAAAAUACAAAAUUUUGUUCAUCUUUGAUGGACUGGAUGAGUGUCGACUUCCUCUGGAUUUCCACAACAGUGAGAUCUUGUGUGAUGCAACACAACCAGUGUCUGUGGAUGCUCUGCUGACAAACCUCAUCAAGGGGAAUCUGCUUCCCUCUGCUCUCCUCUGGAUAACAUCACGACCAGCCGCAGCUAGCCGCAUCCCCCCCGAGUGGGUUGACCAGGUGACAGAGGUACGAGGGUUUAAUGACCCACAGAAAGAGGAAUACUUCAGGAAGAGAAUCAAUGAUCAGAACCUGGCGAGCAGAAUCACCACAUAUAUAAAGUUAUCAAGGAGCCUCUACAUCAUGUGUCACAUACCAGUCUUCUGUUGGAUUUCAGCCACUGUUCUAGAGAGAAUGUUGGGUAAAGUGGACACUGGAAAGAUUCCAAAGACUCUGACACAAAUGUACACACAGUUCUUGAUUUUUCAGACUAAACAGAGGAAUCUGAAAUAUGAUGGACAUAAUAGUAUGGAUCCAUCUUGGAAUAAAAAGACUGUUUUCUCACUGGGAAGACUGGCUUUUGAACAGUUGGAAAAAGGCAACCUGAUCUUCUAUGAGGAAGACCUGAGAGAGUGUGGCAUUGAUGUGAGGGAAGCAUCAGUGUACUCAGGACUGUGCACCCAGAUCUUUAGAGAGGAGUCAGGGCUGUACCAGAGAAAGGUGUACUGCUUUACUCAUCUCAGCAUUCAGGAGUUUCUGGCUGCUUUGUAUGUGUUUUUGUCCUUCAGUAACAGAGAUAACACAGAGCACAAUGAAAACAAUGAACUUUCCAGUCUCUUCAACAUGGAAACAAUAUCAGACCUGUUGAAGAGUGCAGUGGACAAGGCCUUGCAGAGUGAAAACGGACACCUGGACCUUUUCCUCCGCUUCCUUCUGGGUCUCUCACUGGAGUCCAAUCAGACACUCUUACAAGGCCUAUUGGCAGUGACAGGAAGCAGCUCACAGAACAAAGAGGAAACAGUCAAAUACAUCAAGGAAAAGAUCAGAGAGAAUCCACGUCCAGAGAAAUUCAUAAAUCUGUUCCAUUGUUUGAAUGAACUGAAUGAUCAUUCACUUGAGAAGGAGAUGCAAACAUACCUGAAGAAAAAUGACUUUUUUUGUCUCCCUGAAGUAAGAUUUACACCUUUGCAAUGGUCAGCUGUGGUUUUUGUGUUGAUGACAUCAGAGGAGGAUCUGGAUGUGUUUGAUCUGAGUAAAUAUGGCAGAUCAGAGGAAUGUCUUCUGGGACUGCUACCAGUGGUCAAAAUGUUCAGAAAAGCUGAGUUAUGGGAAUGUGAACUCACAGAGAAAAGUUGUGCAGCUCUUGCCUCAAUUCUCAGCUCACACUCCUCCAGUGUGAGAGAACUGGAACUUGGUGGCAAUAAUCUGCAAGAUUCAGGACUAAAACUACUCUCCGUUGGACUGAAGGAUCCACACUGUAAAGUGGAGUUACUGAGGCUGAGGGACUGUGACCUUACAGAGAAAAGCUGUGAAGCUCUGGCCUUAGUUCUCAGUUCAAACUCCCCAAGUCUGAGAGAAGUGGAUCUGAGUCUCAAUGCUCUUCAGGAUUCAGGAGUAGAGCACCUCUCUGCUGGACUGAAGAAUCCACAAUGUAAACUAGAGACGCUCCGGCUGGAAAGUUGUAAGCUGACAGAGAAAAGCUGUUCAGUACUGGCCUCAGCACUCAGCUCAAACUAUUAUGGUCUGAAAGAGCUGGACCUGAACUACAACCAACUACAAGACACAGGAAUAAAGUUUCUUUCUACUGGAUUGGAGAAACCACACUGUAAACUGGAGAUACUGCGUCUUAGCAGAUGUAGUCUCACUAAGGAAAGCUGUGCAGCACUGGCUUCAGUUUUCAGCUCAAACUCCUCCAGUUUGAAAAUACUGGACCUGAGUGAAAAUGAUCUACAAGAUGAAGGAAUGAAGCUGCUCUCUGUUGGACUGGAGAAUCCAUACUGUAACCUGAAGAUACUGAUCCUGUGGGAUUGCAACCUUACAGAGAGAAGCUGUGAAGCACUGGCCUCAGUCCUCAGCUCAGACUCCUCCAGUCUGAGAGAACUGGAUCUGAGUGGCAAUUAUCUGCAAGAUUCAGGAGUGAAGCUGCUCUCUGCUGGACUAAGGAAUCCACACUGUAAACUGGAGAAACUAAAUCUUAGCCAGUGCAGUGUAAGAAAUGAUGGUUAUGCUGCUCUGACAUCAGCUUUGAAUUCAAAUCCGUCACAUCUGAAAGAGUUGUAUGGGAUUGGGAAUUUUGUUGAAGACAAUGAAGUGAAGCUGCUCUCUGCUCUACUGGAGGAUCCACGCUAUAAACUGGAGAAAUUAGAGUGA